AUGCGCCCAAUGACCGCAAUAUUGUUGCCAACUAAAGCGAGCAGGGAUGCAAGGAAUAAUCCGGCUGCUGUAGACGCGCUGAACCCGCCACCCCCACUACCCAGCCGGAUGAUUAACAUGGACGUUGGACGACACUGGUCGGACUCCAGACCUCGUCCUGCUGCAGUGACGACUGGUUUGCAUGGACUAGCCCCGACGUUCGAUGCAGUCAGUGAUGCGAAGGAAGUCGUGGGAGAUCAGAUGCUUGUAUUGCCAGACUUUGACCUGCAAACCCACGGGGCAAUGUCGCUCUCUUGUACCCAAUACCCGAUUUCAUGGAAUGCCCCUCUGCUCGGCGCCCAAAGCGCCUUCAAUAGCCAACACAGCAGCCGGAUACCAAACUCGUACGAUCUCUCCCCUGGCUCGUUGUCGAGCGAGCCGGGCGACUCGGUCGCGAUGCGGUUGGAGUACGGCCGCCCUACCAGGCCCUCAUCCAGCGCAUCCUCAUCCUGGGUCAUGUCGAUGACAGGAUCCGAGAGUGAUUCGUCGGUCGCCUCAGAUGAAGAGCAGGACGAUAUGGCGGCUGAACUGGAAGACCAAAUCUCGAAUGUCGUAAAUGCGCCCCCGCGCGGACCCUGUAGUAAGACCUGGUCUCUUCCACCGAGAACUCGACGAAAGCGAAAAUCUACAGUUGAAGAUUCAUCGAAGAGAAAGCAUCGCAAAUCCGGCGGCACCCGCCGCCGUGGCCCGUUUAAAGAUGAUGGAAAGCGCCGCAACACAGCCCUUACAAGGAUCCUGAAGGGCUGUAUCCGGUGUCGCAUGAUGCGUAUCAGGUGUGAUCCAGAUACAGAGAACCUCGGUGGUGACUGUCUCACCUGCCAACGCUCGCAUCACUCAAAGGCUCCUAGUAUACGAAAAUUACCGUGUCUCCGAUGGAUCAUCACCGACGUAUCGCUAUACCGAGAACAAGACAUGCCGUGUCAACUCUUCAGCAGGCGUUGGCAGAGUAUGGACCUAAUCGACAUCACAGAAUGGGCAUCAUCGGAAAUCAAGACCAUAACACUGUCGCAAAUCUGUGUCGACGCUCCCUAUGAUGUGCAGGUGAGAGAGUUUGUGCCGAUGGAAGGUGAUAUGCUGGAGUCGACAUGGUUAUCAGGGCCGUUCGUCAAACGCCACAGGAUGCCAAUGUACGCGCUUGUCAGCAUGGAAAGUGCCGCGUCAACGCUGAAAUGGUUGACACAGAAAUAUGUGGGCAAGUACAUCGUGCAAACAAUUGGGAAUCUGGACCUCCUGAUCUGGACCACCUACUUCUUUGCCUUUCAGUAUCAAACAAAAGCAAAGACUGCCCGAGAAAAAGCCCUGAUCGUGGACUGCCUGAAGUUCUGGGUCGGUUGUCGUAAGAUCAGCAACCCAGAGCGCAUUUGCUCGUAUGAAACGCUUGGAAGUAUGCCGGUGGAUGAUCCAAGCAGCCCUUUCCAUGGGGUUGUACCGAUGCCCUCGAUCAUGAUUCCUCAGAUGGAGUGCAUCAUGUACACCAGAGUACUCCGUCCGCUUAGCAACAAAGUACUCUCGGCACUGAAGGAUCUGAUCAUGGAGAACAAGCGCGAACAUUGGUUGACCAUCUACUUGACCCUGUUCAUAUUGCUCCACAGUUGCGCGCUGCUCACAAGGCGCGAUUGGGAGACAGCCCGCGAAUUUGGCCUGCAGGAGGAAUAUGCCAACCUGGUGAGCAUACAAGGAAUGCAGACCGGUAUGCGCACGAUGUUGGCGCACUUCCACUACCUGAACAAAGGCGUCCUGCCCUUCCAUAUGACUUAUGACGAGGAGUCAUUAAACAACUUGAGAGCGAUGGCGGAUUUGAAUAGUGAUGAGCUCAACUUCGUCAAACAAACAUCUUUCUAUGUCAACGACCGUGCUCGACGCGCGCACAUGGCCGAAAUUCGUUCCACUGUUAACUUUGGCGCUGAUCUGUAUUGGAUUUCGCAAUUGUAUGAUUCUGACUGGACGCCCGGGUCGACUGCAUAG
Aspergillus calidoustus is the source of this 2004-nucleotide messenger RNA. The record is from the annotation of a GenBank genome assembly. NCBI's taxonomy places the organism in Eukaryota, Fungi, Ascomycota, Eurotiomycetes, Eurotiales, Aspergillaceae.